AUGGCAAAUCCUAAAAGUAACUCGUCCGAGUCACAUCAUCAUGAUCUGAAUGAUGAUGAUAUGGUUGAUGCUUCUAGUGUUAUGCAUGAGCAUGAUGAUGCCAACUACGAAGAUGAUGAUGAAUCAUUAAGAAGAUUAUCCCAUCAAGCUCAAAGAAGAAGAGGAAGUCUGCGUCCAAGUGAUGACAGCGUCUAUGAUACCACAAAUGAUGGAGAUGACGACAUCCAAUAUGUCGAAGAGGAAGAUGAUGAUGAUGAUGAUGAUGAAGAAAUCGAACCAGCUGAAUUCUUAAGAAGGAUCAUGGAUGCUAGUGUGGCCCAUAGUUCAAGAGGUCAUGGUAAUAGUGGUGGCAAUAGUAAUGAUGAUAAUGAAGAUGAAGAAGAAGAAGACGAUGAAGAUGAAGAAGAUGACGAUCAUUCCAAUCAUAAUUCAGAUCCAAGAAGUGAAUUCUUAAGAGCUAUUGGUGCUAUUCCAAGAGGUGGUGGUAGUGGUGCCGCUACAGCAGCUGGUUCUGAUAGAGCACAAGGUUUUGUGGAUGCUGUUCAACGUUUAAUGGGAGGUGGAAUCAUGUUUGGUGGUACAAUGCAAAGAGACACUCAAGAAAUGGAAGCUUUAAUUAAUAAUUUGAACCAAAGAGAUGAUACCUAUAUUAUACUAGAAACUCUUAAUGAGUUAUCGGAAAGAUUAUUAAUGAUGAAUGGUAUUACUGCCGAAAGAUUAAUUCCAGCCAAUAAAUUAGCUAAAAGUUUAGUCAACUUAAUGGUUGAUCCUGCAUUAUCGGAUGAAUUGGAAUUACAUUUAGUGGCAUGUCGUUGCUUAUAUAACUUUCUAGAAGUUAAUCAAGAUUUCAUUCAUGAAGCAUUAAAUAGUCAUGCUAUAGAAGCUUUAUGUGGAAAGCUUUUAGAAAUCAGUUAUAUUGAUUUAACUGAACAAGCAUUACAAACUCUUGAAAUGAUAUCUCGUGAUACCAUUGCUCAUAAUAGUAUUAUUGCCAAUGAUGGUUUAAGAGCUUGUCUUCUUUAUUUGGACUUUUUAACAAUUCAUGCUCAAAGAAAAUGUUUAGCCAUUGUUUCAAAUUCAUGUACUAAUAUAUCAGUAUCAAACUUUCUGAAAGUAAAGGACAUAAUAGAUAAUAUUUCAGAAGUAGUUCAAAAUCAUAAUGAUACAGUGGUGGUGGAAAAUGCAUGGUUAACUAUUUCAAGAAUAAUCAUCAGUUUUAAAUCAAAACCUGAAUUAUUAGAAGAAUUAUUCCUGCAAAAGGCGGUUUUAUUAAAAAGUUUAACUCAAACCAUAUAUUCCAGUUGUAAUAAAUCACUGAAUUCAGCAGCGGAUUCUGAUUCUUCAAAAGUUGCCUUAAACUACAGUUCAUGUCUAAGUCUUAUAAAAUCAUUAAUUAUAUUAAGUAGUGUAAGUGUUGGAAUCUCAAAUGUGUUAUUUACUGAAUGUUCCAUAGGAGAAAUUAUAGUCAAAUCAGUUAACAAAUAUUCAAAAACAAAGCAAAGAGAGUCACCGGUAAAUGGUGAUGAUUCUUUUAUGGAAAACAUUUCCCUGAUUUCAAUUGAAGCUGUAAUGGCAGCUCCAAAAGAAAUAGUUUCACAAUUUUUAAAUUUAAUAGGAUACCUUUUACCCAUCACUUAUGCUCCUUCAGAAACUCCAUUUUUAAAUGAAGGGUAUGAAUUUUUUGAAGAGAAAUCAAAAGUUAAUGCAUUACGUAUAGAACUUUGCCGAGAUAUCAUUCCUCAAGAUUAUGAAAGAUUUGUUAAUGAUGUUUAUUCAUUUUUAAUCGUUAGUUUCCAAUCUAGUAUGGAUUUUGAAAUUAGAAGAAAAGUAUUUAUUAACUUGUAUAGAAUCAUAACUUCUAGUUAUACCAAUAAUUUCGAUCCAAGUCAAGUGGAAUCAAUCUCAAACUUGUUAGCAUCGGUCGUUAACAAUUCCAAGGGUUCCAUUGCUCAUGAUUUUGCAUUGAUAUCUAAAAUUAAUGAAGUUCAAGAAGAUAUUGACAUGGCCAGUGAGGCUGGUGAUCGUGAUGAAGUGGAAGAAGAGGUGGUUCCAUUUAAUGAUGAUCAUAUGGAAGAAGACGAAGAGGAUGACGAAGAUAACGAGGAAGAUGAAGAUAAUGAUGACGAUGAAGAAGACGAUGAAGAUGAUGAAGAUGAUGAGGAAGAAAUUGAGGAUGUUAUUGAAGAAGACGAAGACGAUAUCGAUGAAAGCAACUCAAAUAAUAAUAGUUUUUCAAGACAAUCAAUUAGAAAAAAUUCCACUCAAGAUAAUUCAAAAUUAAAUUCGAAUGUCUUAUUAUUGAUGUCAUUAAAUAUUUCUAAAACUUUAUUAGAAAGAAAUCCAGUGGUAUUCAUCCAAGCAUUUGAAAGAGAAGGUUUAUUAAAUGAUGCCUUCAUUGUAUUGCAAAGUCUUAAAGGUAAAGUCGCUUAUGAAAAACCAGAAAGAUCAAGAAUGCACUCAUAUUCAUCAAGUUAUGCCAAUAAGUUCAUUGAUGCAGAAUUUACAAGAGACUAUGAGAUUGAAAUCACUAGCGAUAAAGUAUAUUUUAAUAUAGAACAAGUAUCUGCUACUAUUGAAAAUCUUUAUCGUGAUGCCAAAUUGACUGCCAAUUAUGAUAACAUUCCAAAACACAUGAAAAUUUUGGAGUCUGUGAUGAAAACCCUUGAUGAUCAUAAAUUAAUAAAGAGUUUUGAUUUGGGCCAUUGGAAAGAACUUUGGGAGACCUUAUGUUCGGCUCUUGAUGAUGCUGAUCAACUUUCAAGUUUUGAAUUAAUUUCAUGUGGAAUAAUUGAUUCUUUAGCUUAUAUUUUCACUAGUGAUAAUUUUGAUUUUGGAUUUGAAUUCAAUGAUUGUUACAGGUCGUUUAUAUCAGUAUUUUUUGGAGACAGAGAAAGAUCAUCAGUUCAAUUCCUUGUUUCUAAAUUACAAGAAGUUUUAACUCGUUGUGAAUCAUUUGAUAUCAUUUCUUCUGGAGCCAACCAAAGUGGUACUGGCGGAUCAGUAUAUCAUAGUGAAAAUCAAACCACAGUGAUGGCCAAGCAAAUUAAAUUAAAGUUAACUUCUGAUGAUGAUAAUAAUGAUAAGAAACUUCCUACUAAUAUGCAAAACAUGAUUUUAUCUGUUCAUGCAAUUGCCACUUUCAAGUCUGUUGACUCAUUCUUAAAGCAAAGAAUUAAAUUUGUUGAGAAUUUAAGCGAGCUUGGUAGAGUUGAUCCUUUAGGAUUCAGAGAAGAAGCUAUUCAAGAUGAUAGUAAAAAGAAUCCAUUAAAUUUAGAAUUCCUCAUCAAUGAAGAAGUUAUUCCUAAUGAGAUUACUAUUUACGGUGCAAUUUAUAGAUCACUUCAAACUCGUCCUGAUGAGAUUAUUGAUCCAUCAAGAAUUUGGAGUACAGUUCACAAUGUGACUUACAGGAAGGUCAGUUCUGAAGUAUCAAAAGAAAGUAAAUCAUUCAGUUAUAAAUUUAAUGUCAGUGAAGAUGAGCUAGAUGUCUAUGAUAAAACUACUAUUAGUGUUUUGAAAUUAUUAAAGGUACUUUUUGAAAUGAAUCAAUUUGUUAGGAAUAAUAUUCCAAAGGCAAACGUUAUAAGAGAAAGUGAUUUUAUGAAUUGGAAACUUACAGUGAAGUUAAAUAGACAACUUGAAGAACCAUUAGUUGUUGCUAGUGGAACUUUACCAGGUUGGAGUAUCCAUGUUACGAAACAAUUUCCAUUUAUAUUUCCAUUAGAAACUCGUAUCUUCUUUUUACAAUCUACUUCAUUUGGUUAUUCCAGAUUAAUUCAUCAUUGGCAAAUAAAGACAAACCAAGCCAUAGAAGAUAAUAAUGGUCAUGGUGGUAGUUCUAAUCAAAAUGUUCAAUUGGGUCGUCCAACAAGACAUAAGGUUAGAAUUUCAAGAAAGAUGAUAUUACAAAGUGCUGUUAAAGUGCUUGGACUUUAUGGAUCUACUCCGGGUAUUCUUGAAAUUGAAUAUUUUGAUGAAGUUGGAUCUGGUUUAGGACCUACUUUAGAGUUUUAUGCUACUAUCUCCAAAGAAUUUUCCAAGAAAAUGUUAAAAUUAUGGAGAGAUGAUGGUAAUAGUAGAGAUGUGGAAUAUGUAUCUAAUAAAUUAGGAUUAUUCCCUGCACCUAUGGAUAAACCACAAUUGAAUAGUGAUAAUGGUAAAAAAGUAUUAUACUUUUUCUCAUCAUUAGGGAAAUUUAUUGCCAGAGCAUUACUAGAUUCAAGAAUUAUUGACUUUAAUUUUAAUCCAAAUUUCUUAAAAUUAGUGCAAUCAUUUAAUUAUGGUAGUCAAAAGUCAGGAACUCGAAAUUUAAAGAAAUUAGCUAAUUUCGCUAGUCUUCGAUUAGUUGAUGCUGAAUUGGCCAAUUCUUUAGAACAUCUUUUAAAAUAUGUUAAACUUUUCCCCACUGUAAAUCAAAAGGAUAGAGAUUCAAUUAUGGUUGAUGGUGCUACCUUAAAAGAUUUAGAAAUUUAUUUUGAAUUACCUGGUUAUCCUGAAUAUGAUUUGAUGUCAGGUGGUAAGGAUAUUAGAGUUGAUUCUUCAAAUGUUGAAUUAUAUGUGGGUAAAGUUAUUGAAGCUACACUUUAUACUGGUAUUAUUCAUCAAACCAAAGCAUUUAUGGAAGGAUUUUCCAAAGUUUUCCCUAUUGAUUCAUUAAUUUUAUUUUCACCUAAUGAAUUAGUGGGAUUAUUUGGUAAUGCUGAAGAAGAUUGGUCAUUAGAUACUUUAACUUCAGCAGUUAAUGCUAAUCAUGGAUAUACUAAAGAAUCAGAAUCUAUUAAAUCAUUAAUUAGUAUUCUUGUUUCAUUUACUGAUAAUCAAAGAAGAGCGUUUUUACAAUUUUUAACUGGAUCACCUAAAUUACCAAUUGGAGGAUUCAAAGCUCUUAGACCUGAACUUACGGUAGUUAGAAAACAUGGAGAAGGAGGAUUAACUGAUGAUGAUUAUUUACCUAGUGUGAUGACAUGUGCCAAUUAUUUCAAAUUACCAAAGUAUUCGUCUAAGGAAUUAAUGAAAGAGAGAUUGUUACAAGCUAUUAAUGAAGGAGCUGGAGCAUUCUUAUUAUCUUAA
Scheffersomyces coipomensis is the source of this 5070-nucleotide messenger RNA. RefSeq names its product putative ubiquitin-protein ligase. The record is from RefSeq and is a predicted model, not a curated record. NCBI's taxonomy places the organism in Eukaryota, Fungi, Ascomycota, Pichiomycetes, Serinales, Debaryomycetaceae. Bases 1 to 5070 code for a protein of 1689 amino acids. The transcript has a single exon. Gene Ontology annotation, biological process: proteasome-mediated ubiquitin-dependent protein catabolic process; protein polyubiquitination. Gene Ontology annotation, cellular component: nuclear speck. Gene Ontology annotation, molecular function: ubiquitin protein ligase activity.